Messenger RNA from Aspergillus novofumigatus IBT 16806, 1199 nucleotides. It is a transcript of the gene pdx1, whose product is annotated as putative pyruvate dehydrogenase complex component Pdx1. Gene Ontology annotation, molecular function: dihydrolipoyllysine-residue acetyltransferase activity. Lineage: Eukaryota; Fungi; Ascomycota; Eurotiomycetes; Eurotiales; Aspergillaceae. The transcript has 3 exons. The coding region runs from base 254 to 1129 and encodes 291 amino acids. Gene Ontology annotation, cellular component: pyruvate dehydrogenase complex. The record is from RefSeq and is a predicted model, not a curated record. Gene Ontology annotation, biological process: pyruvate decarboxylation to acetyl-CoA.
UCUAGAGCAAGAACAAACAGAUCUUAUCGCGGUUGAUACUGCCUUGAUGGAUCUCUACAUCUAACAGUGAAACGCGGUCUACUAUUUACAGCAGAUAGAUCCAUCAAGGAUUCUGUGCGGCUUAAUCGACGGGGUACAACCUUUCGUUCGCCUCAAGCCUUCCGAAUCCAGCUUCAGCGCCAAGCGCUCUCGGAGAUACAUUUCGAUCAGAAAAGGUACCUUUGAGCCAUAUCAGGACGCGAGAUCGAGCAAGAUGGCUUCCAGCUUCCCCGUGCGUCGUGUGUCAGCAUUGGUUGCCAGACGGCAACCCCGGGUAAUCAGCACCACCAGACGCCUCAACUCUUCCUCUUCAAUCCAGACGCAAAACCCCGCCUAUCCCCUCUAUCCCUCCGUCCAAGUGCUCCUCCAUGAAAAGGGCAUCCCAGAAUCCGAAAUCUCCAAGAUUCCCGCCUCGGGUCCGAAAGGCCGUCUCCUCAAGGGUGAUGUUCUCGCCUACAUUGGCGCAAUUCCCACCGACUACCCAUCCAGCCAAGCCUCCCGCCUCGAAAAGCUCUCCCACCUCGACCUAAGCAACAUCAAGAUCGCAGCUCCACAACCCGCCGAGACCAAGGCCCCAGUUGUCGAGGAACCUGUCGCCAGACCCCCUCCCACAGUCUCAGUAGCUGUCUCCAUCUCCCUGGCUACUGUGCUCUCCGUCCAAAAGAAGAUCAAGGAAACGAUCGGCGUCACCGUGCCGCUAUCGACUUUCCUUGCCCGUGCCACCGACCUGGCGAACGACGACCUUCCCCGUUCCACGCGCAGCAAGCCCUCGGCAGACGAGCUCUUUGAUGAGAUUCUCGGCGCUGAGCCCAUCAAGACAUCCCGUGGCGAUUACGUUCCCGAGCUGAAUGCCCUGGAGGCAACUGAAUAUCAGCCCGCUCAGCCCGUCAAGGAAGACAUCAUCGAUAUCCUCAGCGGCAAGGCUCCGAAGAAGGCGCCCCCUAAGGCAUCCAUGGAGGAAUACCCCGCCGGCUCUGCCGCGAAUGUGUUUAGUUUGACCGUUCCUGUUGGUGACGAGACGAGGGCUAGGGUUUUCUUGGACCGGGUGAAGACCCUGUUGACGGUUGAACCUGGAAGGCUUGUCCUAUAGAUCAGUAAUUCAUUAUACCUGUUCCAAUGUAGCACUAAUGAGAUAAAUAUACAAUUCAACCAUGUACCGU